AUGACGGUAAAGCUUAUUUUCUUCGGCUUGGCCUUGCUGGCUGCGGCCAUGGUCCGCGCUCCUUCUCCUGCACCCGAGGAAAUCCAAAGCAAGCUGCAUGUCAUGCAGGAAUUCGCCAAGGACGUGUACCCUGACAACCUUGGCAUGCAGAAGAAAGCAGUGAUGACCCUCAACUACAUCUUCCGCGAUGAAUGGGCGAGUAGAAUGUAUCGUUUUAGUCGCAUCAAUGACUUUCUCCGCACUGGAGGUCUCAAGACUGCUCCUCAAUCACGAAACAGCGUCUCCGAGGCCGAAGCAUUCAAUCACCUUCUCCGAGCGCCAGAGUACCACGAACAACCUCGUUACUCCAAACCCGCUUUGGACUUGAUCAUCACAAACAACCUUCGACAGGCCAAGGCGGUGAACAACUUUCACGAUGCAGUCAUCCUCACUCAUCAAAAGCUCCACACUGACCCUCGGACACUCGCUAGGCUGAACCUGGAUGUGCCGCCUGGGCAGACGGACGUGUUUAACAGUCUACGCCGUCCAAAGACUCUGGAAGAACUGCAGUCUGGAGAUACCUGGCCGGGGGCUGGUAGCAGCAGCAGCAGGGCAAGACACACGCGAGUCACCGACCCAGGACAGUUAGGGUACAUCGAUCCCAAAAGCCAUGACUAUCCUUUUGACCUAAUCAACAGAGGUCCUUAUGAUGAUGUUCCCUCUGGGCUUUGA
Molecule: messenger RNA, 711 nt
Organism: Sporisorium graminicola
Lineage: Eukaryota; Fungi; Basidiomycota; Ustilaginomycetes; Ustilaginales; Ustilaginaceae
Exons: 3
Coding region: 1-711 (236 amino acids)
Source: RefSeq, a predicted model, not a curated record